Molecule: messenger RNA, 3680 nt
Organism: Malaclemys terrapin pileata
Lineage: Eukaryota; Metazoa; Chordata; Testudines; Emydidae
Gene: AMD1
Product: adenosylmethionine decarboxylase 1
Exons: 9
Coding region: 312-1337 (341 amino acids)
Biological process (GO): spermine biosynthetic process; spermidine biosynthetic process
Cellular component (GO): cytosol
Molecular function (GO): adenosylmethionine decarboxylase activity
Source: RefSeq, a predicted model, not a curated record
ACAUUAGCUAGCGCUCGCUCUACGCUCUUCUCUGCAACAGGGGAACACACGGAAUACAAGGAACCGAACCGCCUCGCCUGCCCCGCGCCCGCCCGCCCGGACUGUAACCCCCGUGCUCACGCCGCAGCCGCCGCGCACCCAGGCGGUUUCGCUGCUGUUGGUUUGGUUGAAGGGUCACAUAACGUUAUCUCCUGGAAGGUGACUCGCGGCCGGGGACCCGGCGGCGGCGCGGCCCGUGCAGCAGCAGCCGCCGGGGCGGCCGCCGGGCUGGGGUUAAUUUCUGUGGUUGUUGGUUGCCGAGUUGUCGCGCCAUGGAGGAGAACGGUGCACACUUCUUCGAAGGGACCGAGAAGCUGCUGGAGGUGUGGUUCGCCCGGGAGCAGCCCUCGCCGCAGGAGCCGCACCAGAGCAAGGGGUCCGGCGAUCUCCGCACCAUCCCCAGGUUUGAGUGGGACAAACUUUUGGAGAAUGUGCAUUGUUUGAUCAUAAGUGUGACAAAAACUGACAAGCAGGAAGCUUAUGUACUCAGUGAGAGUAGCAUGUUUGUCUCCAAGAGACGUUUCAUUUUGAAGACAUGUGGUACCACCCUCUUACUGCAAGCACUGGUUCCCCUGUUGGAGCUUGCUAGGGAGUACAGUGGGUUUGACUCAAUUCAGAGCUUCUUUUACUCGCGUAAGAAUUUCAUGAAGCCUUCCCACCAGGAGUACCCACAUAGGAAUUUCCAGGAAGAAGUAGAGUUCCUUAAUGAAAUUUUCCCAAAUGGAGCAGCUUAUUGCAUGGGGCGUAUGAAUUCUGAUUGCUGGUAUUUGUACACUCUGGAUUUCCCAGAAAGUCGGGUAACCAAUCAGCCAGAUCAGACACUGGAAAUUCUGAUGAGCGAGCUUGAUCCAGUAGUUAUGGACCAGUUCUACAUGAAAGACGGUGUUACUGCAAAUGAUGUCACUCGUGUGAGUGGAAUUCGUGACCUGAUACCAGGUUCUGUCAUUGAUGCUACAAUGUUCAAUCCUUGUGGGUAUUCAAUGAAUGGGAUGAAAUCGGAUGGAACUUAUUGGACUAUUCACAUCACUCCAGAACCAGAGUUUUCUUACGUUAGUUUUGAAACAAACAUUGGUCAGACAUCCUAUGAUGAGCUGAUUAGAAAGGUUGUAGAUGUUUUCAAGCCAGGAAAAUUUGUUACCACCCUUUUUGUUAAUCAGAGUUCUAAAUGUCGCACAGUGUUUUCUUCUGCCCAGAAGAUUGAAGGGUUUAAACGUGUUGAUCGCCAGAUUGCUCAGUUCAAUGAUUACAAUUUUGUUUUUACCAGUUUUGCCAAGAAGCAGCAGCAGCAACAUAGUUGAUUAAGAAAAAUGAAGAAAAAACGCAAAAAGAGAUCCCUUAUAGAAGGUGGUGGCUGCUUUCUAGUUAAUGAUUCAGGGGGCCAUGCUUUCCACUACCACCUUGUAGUUGCGGAAAGCCCUAGAUGUAAUCAUAGUAUAAUCAUUUUGAAUUGUAUGCAUUAUUAUAUCAAGGAGUUAGAUAUCUUGCAUGAAUGCUCUCUUCUGUGUUUAGGUAUUCUAUGCCACUCUUGCUGUGAAAUUGAAGUGCAUGUAGAGAAAUGUUACUGUAUGAGACUUUACAAAACUUGUAAAAACAACUCAAUUAGGAUUUCACACAGUAUAGCUUUUCUCCAGGUAUCACCAAAAAUUCCCCACAGACAAGGCUUUCGUCCUCAUUAGACAUUGGCUUCAGCCUUCUCAUCUUGGACAGUUCUUUGUUAAAUUGCUGCCAGAUUUUUUUCCAUCUUUGCUGUCAUUUCAAUCUUUAGACCAUUUCUUGACAAAUUUGUGUUCUCUAAUGAAAUUGAUUUCUAAGUCAUUUCAAUGGUUGAAUCAAAGUUCUUGCACUUGAUAGAAAUUAUUUGGCAAGAUUGAGAACAAGUAAAGACUACUACAGAUAGGGGUGUGGUUUUUUAUUUGAGAGAUAAUAAAAUUACUCUUACUCAUAGCUUUAGUCCUUUAAACUCAUAGGAUUUUGUUCAGAAAGACUAAAGGGCAAUAUGCUAUAGCACUGUGGGAUAAUGCACUAGCCUUUCACUUCUAGAGACUUGGGUUCAAAUAUUAGCUUAGGUCAAGUUUGGUCUCAUCCCAUUUACUGCCCAAGUUGAUAUUGGCUCGUAGGGUAGUCUACAUUCAGAGGAGGUCCAGGAAAUAAUUUGUCAGGAUACAGAUGCUUUGGCAUAGUUGAACUGGUACUUUGAAAAGCUGUUACUGUUGUUGCUUAUAAUUUUUCACCUUUUGUAAUCUACUCAAGCUACAUGUUUUUAAGACUAACUUACUAAAGCUGGUGCACUCAAAUUUGUUGGCAGAUGGACCUAGCAAAAAAGACGGUGGAAUUUACCAGGCUAGCUAUGCUAAUGAACUUGGGUCAUUCUCAAUAAACUGUUACACAUUAACUUUCAUUUCCAGUUUUGAAAAAAUAUGCUAUAAACUGGUCUAAAUGUCUUUGUUUUGUCAUUCCAAACAAAAUCAAUGCCUUUAUCUUGUGACUGAAAGUCCUGUGGCGUUGUGCAUGUGACUAAUGCUGUAUUCGACAGUGUUGUGACUUCACCUGUUUUCCUCCUAACUAAUGUGGUGGUUCCUUUUACCAUGACUUGAUGGCAUUAAGUGAAUGCGUAGAAUAAGAACUGUCUGGGACACCUGGACACAGUGAAAUUAGAAUGCUAUUCAUAGUAAAAGUAUGUAAUUCAGUCACUUAAUAUCUAUUGACUAAUAGAUGCAGGCUUUCAAGAGUUGGCAUAUUUUCAGGUAUGUUUGCAAAUACUGUGGGAUUUUAGCAGAUGAGACCAAGUUAAUAACUACAAAUUUGAGACUUCCCUCUUGUCCUCACAAUAUUGUUUUGACUUUCUGGAUUGACGCAGUGGUGUUUUUUGUUCCUUCCGUAUUUAUAAAUGAAGCACCUUUUUAGUGUUUCUAAAUUAAGAAAUCUGCUUGGUUGGAAAUCAAGUGGUUGGAACAUUAUUUUGACUUAUUUUAACCAUAUUGUUGAUUGAAAACUUCAUUGAAGAAGUUAUCUACCAAUGUUAACAAUUUUCUUCUGUAGAUGGCACCCAGUGGUUUUUUUGGUGCUUUAUAUUUUGAGGACCAAUAUUUUAAGUGGUUUUUGUUCUUGAACAUUGUCCCAACUGAUUUGACAUUAUGUUGGCUUGAGGUCCUAUAAUACAAACAGACCGAAGAUCUUUCUGAGUAAAGUUGAAAAAAAUGCAAAUUUAUAUAAACAAGCCUUAGAUAGAAAAUGAAAGCUGUUGAAUGGAUUAUUAAUGAACUAUCUUUGGUGAUCAGGAGAGGGGGAAGUAUGGUUUUAUAAUUUCUCUAUGGUGUUAGACUUUGAUAAUUUAAAUAUAUCUGUACCACAAAACUUAAUGCUUCAAUAAAAGUUUGCUUAAUAAAAUGUCUGUAGUGAUGAUUCAGUAUGUUACAAAUCACACUUUGUGCUUUUUUGUUUGGCUUAGUUGAAAUAUGAAUCAGAUUAAUGUAUUCAUUAGCUUGAAUUUACUUCUGCGCUUAAAAACUUGGGGAUAUGCAUUGUAUACAUUGAACAGAAUAUAUACUUAUAGCCUAAAGGGACAGUAUACCAAAACAAGUCAAAUGAGAUGUUAAGCAGCUCUUAUUCUUUCCAAAUAAAUACUUACCACAUUAACCAAA